GUUUAGCCAGGUUUCGCCCUUUUUCUCUGACUCCCCCUCUCUCCUCUUUAUUUCCUCUCCUUCCAACAUCGCCCUCUUCUCAACCUCUUCAUCCCAUACCACCCUCAACCCUCAAUCCCUCCUCAAAAUGGCCACAAACAUCACCUACCACGCCAGCGCCCUCACGCGCAGCGAACGCAGCAACCUGCGCAAACAGCAAGGCCUCACAAUCUGGCUGACUGGCCUGUCGGCCUCCGGCAAAUCGACUCUGGCCGUGGAACUGGAGCACCAGCUCCUGCACGACCGGGGGGUGCACGCCUACCGCCUGGACGGGGACAACAUCCGGUUCGGGUUGAACAAGGACCUGGGAUUCAGCGAGGCGGACCGGAACGAGAACAUCCGGCGGAUCGCGGAGGUGGCCAAGCUGUUCGCGGACAGCGCCUCGAUCGCCAUCACCUCGUUCAUCAGCCCCUACCGCAAGGACCGGGACACCGCGCGGCAGCUGCAUGAGGUGCCCACCCCGGGCGAGGAGACUGGCUUGCCCUUCGUCGAGGUGUACGUCGAUGUGCCCGUGGAGGUGGCCGAGCAGCGCGAUCCCAAGGGGCUCUACAAGAAGGCCCGCGAGGGCGUCAUCAAGGAGUUCACGGGCAUCAGCGCCCCCUACGAGGCGCCGGUGAACCCCGAGGUGCACAUCAAAAACCACGAGGUCCCUGUGCAGGAGGCCGUGCGCCAGAUCAUUGCGUAUCUCGAUUCGAAGGGGUAUUUGCCUCCUAAGUCUGCUUAGAUUUGUUGAUUCUCUGGUUGAAAUAUAGAAUAUUUCUUGUUGAUGUUUGCGGUCCUGCAUAGAGUGCAGACGGGAAGCUUCAGAACAAUUAUUUGGUUGGGGCUGAGUUUGAUUCUGUAUAUAUACAAAUAGAUUUUUUUUCUUCACCGGCA
Messenger RNA from Aspergillus uvarum CBS 121591, 915 nucleotides. Its product is annotated as adenylyl-sulfate kinase. NCBI's taxonomy places the organism in Eukaryota, Fungi, Ascomycota, Eurotiomycetes, Eurotiales, Aspergillaceae. Gene Ontology annotation, biological process: sulfate assimilation. The record is from RefSeq and is a predicted model, not a curated record. The transcript has 2 exons. Gene Ontology annotation, molecular function: adenylylsulfate kinase activity; ATP binding. The coding region runs from base 128 to 763 and encodes 211 amino acids.